Molecule: messenger RNA, 605 nt
Organism: Blepharisma stoltei
Lineage: Eukaryota; Ciliophora; Heterotrichea; Heterotrichida; Blepharismidae
Source: the annotation of a GenBank genome assembly
AUGAUAAAAAUGAUGCCCUAUAAUAGCAGUAAUUAUCAUACUUAGAUAUCAAAACCCUUCAAAGACCAAUUUCUAAUAAUCGGUUUAACCCUUUAUUGCAUAGCGGGUCUUCAAGUUUAUCUCCAGCGAGAAAGUCUCCAUAUUAUCUAGAUUCCUCUCAUGUCUAUGAAUUGAUUUCAAAUCAGUCAUUUAACGCUACCCCUGUCCCAAUUACCCCUACAAACGGUCCUGAAAUGAGUCGCCAUAAUAAAAGUUUUAAUCUAAAUCCAAGGAAAAAUGAGUUAUUUAUUAGAAAAGACCAAUUUGUUGACAAAAAUCCGCAUCACUUUUUACCGAAAGUCCAUUAUGGCAAUGAAAAUGUGAGGAAACCAUGAGAAGGCUUGUGGAAAAGUAUGGAGCCUAAGCAGGCAUUGAUCCCAAAACAGCCUAGAAUUCCAAGUCCUGUGCAAGAUGAAAAAGUGAUAAUUCCUAAUUUAAAGCCUAAACAUCCAAGGGAAAGGUUUAAAGAUCCAGUGGAUGCCAAACAUUAUGACUUCUUAAUGAAUGUAUAUAAGCAGCUAGGAAAGCCUCCUAAUUUCCAAAAUAAGCCAAUUGAAAAAGAAUAA